Molecule: messenger RNA, 2619 nt
Organism: Choloepus didactylus (southern two-toed sloth)
Lineage: Eukaryota; Metazoa; Chordata; Mammalia; Pilosa; Megalonychidae
Gene: TBP
Product: TATA-box binding protein
Exons: 8
Coding region: 294-1253 (319 amino acids)
Biological process (GO): DNA-templated transcription initiation
Molecular function (GO): DNA binding; RNA polymerase II general transcription initiation factor activity
Source: RefSeq, a predicted model, not a curated record
GUGACAUCAUUCAGCGCGCGCCGGGAGUUUAAUAGGGUCGGGAAGGGUCGCGGUGGCGGGUUCCCAGACCGUGGGCGCCUGCGCUCGGUUAACGUCGGCUGGUGACGGUUACCUCAGGGGCUCCAGACUUUUUCGAACCAGUAUCACUUAUUCUUGGCGUGCAUGAAGAUAACCCAAAGAGUUGACGAAAUUGCUAAGAAGAGUGCACCAGUGAUGCUCCAGGAAAAAGACUGACUGCUGAGGGCAGAUUCCAGUCCAAGGGUGUUUGGUUUACUAAGAAGAAAGUGAACAUCAUGGAUCAAAACAACAGCCUCCCACCUUAUGCUCAGGGCUUGGCCUCACCCCAGGGCGCCAUGACUCCUGGGAUCCCCAUCUUCAGUCCGAUGAUGCCGUAUGGCACGGGACUGACCCCCCAGCCUAUUCAGAACACCAACAGCCUGUCGAUUCUGGAGGAGCAGCAGCGGCAGCAGCAGCAGCAGCAGCAGCAACAGCAGCAGCAGCAGCAGCAGCAGCAGCAGGCAGCGGUGGCGGCGGCGGUUCAGCAGUCUACAUCUCAGCCGGCUACACAGGGGGCCUCUGGCCAGACUCCGCAGCUCUUCCAUUCUCAGACUCUGACAACGGCACCUUUGCCAGGCACCACUCCCCUGUACCCGUCGCCCAUGACGCCCAUGACGCCCAUUACUCCUGCCACCCCGGCAUCGGAGAGCUCCGGAAUUGUACCACAGCUUCAAAACAUUGUAUCUACAGUGAAUCUUGGUUGUAAACUUGACCUAAAGACCAUUGCACUUCGUGCCCGAAAUGCUGAAUAUAAUCCCAAGCGGUUUGCUGCUGUAAUCAUGAGAAUAAGAGAGCCGCGAACUACUGCACUGAUCUUCAGUUCUGGAAAAAUGGUGUGCACAGGAGCUAAAAGUGAAGAACAGUCCAGGCUAGCAGCAAGAAAAUAUGCCAGAGUUGUACAGAAGUUGGGUUUUCCAGCUAAGUUCUUGGAUUUCAAGAUUCAGAAUAUGGUGGGGAGCUGUGAUGUGAAAUUUCCCAUAAGAUUAGAAGGCCUGGUACUUACUCACCAACAAUUUAGUAGUUAUGAGCCAGAGUUAUUUCCUGGUUUAAUCUACAGAAUGAUCAAGCCCAGAAUUGUUCUACUUAUUUUUGUUUCUGGAAAAGUUGUAUUAACAGGUGCUAAAGUCAGAGCAGAAAUUUAUGAAGCAUUUGAAAACAUCUACCCUAUUCUAAAAGGAUUCCGAAAGACAACGUAAUGGCUUUUGGAUAAUCCUGCCUCCCCAACCCACUUGUUUUUUUAACCAGAUCAGUUUUGGUACAUUUAAAUGGUGUUAUUGUGAAUGGUUCAGCAGUUCUUGAGAAGAUGGACUUCAGUUGCGCAUUGCAGUGCCAGGUGAUGCUUUUCUGGAGCACAUCCCACCUCGGGAGAGCAGGAAAAGGUAUUAUUUCUGUAGAGAGAACACCUGCUCAGCAUUAUGGGAGUUGCUCGUGCAGUGCUGCUGUUUGGGCAGUGCUGCCCAUUUAUUUAUAUUUAAAUUUUAAACACUUACUGCUAUUGACAAGUUGGUUUAAGAAACAAAACUUUUAAGUGUUAAUACCACCUCUACAAUUGAUUGGACUUUUUGUUCUGUUUACUUUUUCUCCCAUAAACCAGUUUUUAUAUUUCUACCAGAAAAGUAAAAAUCUUUUUUAAAAGUGUUGAUUGUUGAAUUUGUAACUCCUCGGGGUUAUUUUUGUGCCAGACACAUUCCGCCUUUCCAGUAUUGCAGGACAGAAGAGAUGUAUUAAUGAAAACAAAUGGCUGUACAUAUUUUUCUUUGUUCAGAGUACUCUGUACAAUAAAUGCUGUUUAUAAAAGUGUUAGAUUGUUGUUAUAAAUGAUACCUUGUAAGAGUCCUGUGAUCAUACUGUUUUUUAAAAAGUUGUAUUUUAGAUAUAAUGUCUGAAAUCACUUUGAUGUUCACUUGUUAUUUGUUUUAAUUAACAUUUCAUUGUAUGUUCUAAUGAAAAAGGAUAAACUAUGUGGAAAUUUAAGAUUGCUUACAAAACAUUUGUUUAUUAACUUCCGUAUAUUAAUUGUUAGGUUUUUCUAUUGGGAAGAGAAGAGACCAAAGCUCGAUCAAAGGAGCUUUAUUGUCCAGCCGUGCACAGGUGGGCUGAAGCCUGCGAUGGCGACAGCCCUGAGCAAGGGGAGCAGUGCGGCUUAUAUGGGAUGGUUGGUGGGAAGAUUUUUGUCCAGGGACAGGGAGCUGGCAGGUCUAGGUAUGCAGUUUCUCAGUGGCUGCUUUUGGGAAGGGGGGGUAGUUGGCAGGUUUUCCUUGGCUGGCUUGGGAACAGGAAAGUUUAAAAUUUUAAAAGUUAUCACAAACUUGCAGAAUUCCAAAGGGCAGGGGUGGAGUAUUGCCUAACAUUGCAGAUUUUUUCUUUUAUUUUUCUAGGGAUGCUGAGGGGUGCAGAUCUGUUUUUCUGUAUCUGCUUCUGGCUGGUGGGGGGCGUAGAGCUGUCCCUAUGUUUUGUUGCACGGUAGUGGCUGGUAAGGAUUUGUUCAUUGGAGGAACAGAAUGUCACCGAUCUGGUUUGUCACGGCUUAAACACUUCUGCGAAUAAACCUGAUUAGAAGUU